Messenger RNA from Aegilops tauschii subsp. strangulata, 900 nucleotides. Its product is annotated as putative F-box protein At4g38870. Gene Ontology annotation, molecular function: protein binding. The record is from RefSeq and is a predicted model, not a curated record. NCBI's taxonomy places the organism in Eukaryota, Viridiplantae, Streptophyta, Magnoliopsida, Poales, Poaceae.
AUGCCGCUACAUCCACCAAAGCGGCAGCGAUCCAGCGCUUCUUCCCCUCCCGUCGUCGCCACCAGCAACGAUGGCGUCCUACCCCUGGACCUUCUCUACGACAUCCUGCUGCGCCUUCCCGCCGAGACGCUCUGCCGUUUGCGCGCUGUUUGCAGGUCAUGGCGGUCCCUUCUCAGCCACCCCGACUUCAUCGCCGGUGCCCGUAACCCUGGCCCGCUCAUCGCUGUUGGCAUAAAAGAUGAGUACUUAUCAGAAGACGAGGUCACCGUCCUCGACAUGGAUUGUGGCGACGCCGUCACGCGGGUAAACAUCGCCGCCAACGACCUUACAUACGGCGAGGCGCACUCCGUUAGUCACGACGGCGUGGUCUGCAUCCUCGGCCCACAGAAUCGGCUCCGCCUGCUCGACCUCCCCAACGGCAGCGUCUUCCUGUUGCCCGACCACGCGCCGCUGCGAGGCCACAAACUCAUCUGGUGCACGGUCGGGGGCGCGGCCUCCACGGUAGAGCACAAGGUGCUCGCCAUCGCCACAUUUGAUAGGCACGAGCCGUUUGUCUGCGAGAUCCUCACUCUCGGCCUCAGCAACGGUGGCUGGAGGGAUAUAGAGAGUCCUCCGUUGGCGCUGACCGGAGCCGUCACUGUCAUCAAUGGGGUCGCCUACUCUCUGUCCCGCUAUGCCACGUCCAACGCGUACCGCCAGAUCAUGGCGUUCGACUUCAACAAGGAGGCGUGGCGGUCGACGUCGGAUUUCCUCCGAGGCCCCGCAAACUGCCGUUGCAUCGUCAGCUUGGCCGAGUUGGAAGGCCAUCUGGUCGCAUGCCACGCCACCAAUCGCCUCACCUCCUCCAUUGAGCUAUGGUUCCUCAUGGACUCGGACCGGUCUCUCUGGUUCAAACGGUGA